Messenger RNA from Molossus molossus (Pallas's mastiff bat), 1137 nucleotides. RefSeq names its product PHD finger protein 5A (gene PHF5A). Bases 212 to 544 code for a protein of 110 amino acids. Gene Ontology annotation, biological process: mRNA splicing, via spliceosome. NCBI's taxonomy places the organism in Eukaryota, Metazoa, Chordata, Mammalia, Chiroptera, Molossidae. The transcript has 4 exons. The record is from RefSeq and is a predicted model, not a curated record. Gene Ontology annotation, cellular component: U2 snRNP; precatalytic spliceosome; U12-type spliceosomal complex.
CUGCCAGGACUUGGCUCCUCAGUUACGAUGGAAACUGUUCUUUGGAACAGAAGGGUUUUGAUCCCGCGAGAGCGAGCGGUGCUUGGUGCAAAUAUUGUGAACGGAUGGAAGCCUAGAGGACCAAUCACUGCGACAAGGAGGCAGGAACAAUGGGGGUAAAAGGUCGAACGGAAGUUCCCGAAGCUUCCGGUGGCCGGUUUGAGUGCGAGCUAUGGCUAAACAUCACCCGGACUUGAUCUUUUGUCGCAAGCAGGCUGGUGUUGCCAUCGGAAGACUGUGUGAAAAAUGUGAUGGCAAGUGUGUGAUCUGUGACUCCUAUGUGCGCCCCUGCACUCUGGUGCGCAUAUGUGAUGAGUGUAACUACGGCUCUUAUCAGGGGCGCUGUGUGAUCUGUGGAGGCCCUGGAGUCUCUGAUGCCUAUUAUUGUAAGGAGUGCACCAUCCAGGAGAAAGAUAGAGAUGGUUGCCCAAAGAUUGUCAAUUUGGGGAGCUCUAAAACAGAUCUCUUCUAUGAACGUAAAAAAUACGGCUUCAAGAAGAGGUGAUUGGUGGGUGACCUCUUUCUCCCCUCAUCAAGUUGCUGCAGCUGCCAGAAAAGACACCUACUACUGCCAACAAAAAGGAAGCGGAGUGCAGAACAUCGCCCGAACCACCUGUUAGUAUGCUGGCACCUUUCCACCCUUUCCUCUCCUCUCACCCAGAUAUGGUGGCAGGAAUGGAAAAGGAUUCCUCACAGAGUACUCUGGCAGACUGUAUCAGAGAAAAAAUGAUAGGUUCGGUCAUGGUUUUUCUUGAAUUCAAGAAGCAAGACUAUUUUCCACAUUGAUAAGUUCUCUCCACCCCAGGAGCUUCUAAGCUUCUAAAACAGGAAUAAUAUCACUUAAGUGUUCUUUUGUUUAGUGUUUUCUUGACUGUAACCUACCUGUGCUCUUACAGCAGCUCUAAUGGUAGUUGUCUUUGCUGAAACAUCAGUGUGGUAGGGAGCUCUCAGAAUAAUAAAUGUGGGCGUUUAAUCUUGUAACACCAGGUGGUGCUGGUUCAUGUUAUUUUUCUUCUAAGAAACUGGAAACCCUUUCUGUUGCCAUUGUAUUAAUAAAGUAGGUGUUUAUUUUCUGGUAGUUGAUCACCAUUCAAUUUA